CGUAAAAACAGUGUCAACUCAGUCAAGGGGAGGGGAGGCGGGACAUCUCCAACAUCCAGAAGCUCAUUGGCUACGGAUUGACGCCGAGUCUUACGUCAACAUACCAAUUUUGAAGUUACCGGACUCCCGCUCCUCCUGUGCGUCUCCGUGUUUUGGCUCAUGAUCCGUCCCGGAUCUUCAGACACUAAAAUCCAGCCUCCUUGGAGAAACCGGCGCUCAAAGCACAAACCGGAAAGAUAUCGCCCUCCUGGACCCCGCAGCCGCUCCGCUUCUGUCCCAUUAAGGUCUGGAAUCAGAGGAGGAGGAGGGUGGGAUGCUGAAGAGUGAUCCCCCGAGGAUGCUGCCCAUCAGAUCCACAGAAACCUUCCUGUUUGGCGCGUCAUGACGCGCGCUCGCGCUCUCAGAUCCUGUUAACCAAAGUGCAAAAGGGGGCAUGUGAGGCGCGCUCACACUGCACACGGGACAGUUUUAAAUGCAGAACCUCUCAUCAGUGGUCGGGAUGGUCAGCCACUGUCAGACCCCAACCUUCCCGGACUUUGCCGGCUUGGCACUCUCCGUGUUUGGCGGCAAAACGGAGAUCUGCGGCCGCCGCGCGGGAAGCGGCGCCUUUGGAUCUCAGAUGUGCCGGAGCCCGCCGCACCACAGCGCGGGUCACGGGAACUGCGCCAGCCCGAAGAGACGCACUCUGUCCGAGGAACGGACGCACCUGGCGGGCAAAGGCGCGCGCCUGAGCCUCCCUCUGCCUCCGGGUCACGUGAACGGUUUCUACUGCUCGGAGAAGGAUGCAGAUGCACAGCCGGGUGAGGCUGAGGGCACCCUGAUGCGCGGUGGGCAGAGCCUGGCGCUGCCUGGGGGGGGUCAGUCCAAUGCGCUUUACCCUCACAGCCUCCACUGCAGCAGACCUGGAGCCGACCUUCUUCUGCAGGACGGCCCUCAGGACACCAGAGGCUGCUCUGCCUUCCACGGGACCCCAGCAGGGGCCUCGCCAAGCCUCGGCUGCGGUGCCAACAGGGGCUGCUCCUCUGCCGCUUACCCCAUCAAGCAGGAGAACUCAGCCGGCUACAAGAUCUCUGGAGCCCAUGGCCCAUCCCAGACCGGCUUUCAAGCCUGUCGGGCCAGCCAGGGGUUGGAAGCGUCAAGAGACGGGAUGGUUGACGCUGCUCGCGCUAGCAGCAGCAAGCGAGCGUGCGCACUGAGGUCUUUGGGUAGCGGCGUGUCAGGAGACGCAGCACAACCUUUUAAUAAUGAAGAUGGCUCCUCCCCACUGGCUUUGUCCCCAACAGACUCCCAUCAUUCAGCACGGCCGCUCAGUGCCAGCGAUGUGAAGAGACGCUGCCUGCUGCUGGCCUCUCAUUCCUCCACCGCUGCAGGUUCCCCGUCAGAGGCCGGCGCCGCCUCUGACGACCUCAACCUCACCGCCAUCCUCUGCUCCUCCCAGAUGUCCAUGGUCGCCGGCGUCUGCGGGUUCCAAGCUAACGUCUCGCCCUGCAGCACCGGCUUCUCCUCCACUUCCUCUUCCUCUUCUAUGUCCCCACCCUCUGCGAGCUGCCCACAGGGAGCCUCCCAAAGGCCCCCACCGCGUAGGAGCCCCCAGCAGGCCAUGCUACAGGAGAGCUGCCAGCUGUCCUCACCUGGCACCUGCCUGUUGUCCCUUUCCUCUUUUUCAUCCUCCUCUUCAGAGUCAUUGGUGGAGCCGGAGUGCCAGAGCUCGGGGCUUUGCGAGGAGCGGGGCUCCGUUCCGCGGGGCCGAAGGGCCGGAGGAGUGGGAGGAGCAAGAGGCUCCGACGGCCUGGGGCUGCUGUUGACUGGGACCAUCAUGUCCGGGACUUUGCAUCCAGGAGCUGAAGUCGGGGGGGUUCUGGAUGGGGUUCCAAGGUCCGGGGCCGCACUGAAGCAGGAACCCCUGGAUGACUUUUCCCCCAGCGAAGACGAGCUAUUUCAGCACCACUACCAGCGCCACCAUCAUGGUCCCAGUGGACAUCUGCGUCAAAGUCAUCAUACGCCUCGCUCCACCAUGCCCCCUCCUUAUCACUUACACCAGUACUCCGGAGCUGGCCCUGGGGGGCCACUACACCCCCAGAGUCAGCCAACAGCAUCUGCAUCCUCCCUGGGACUUAAAGCAACUGUCAGAGGCCGGCACGUGCCCCAUACUGCCCCGGAGCGGGACGAAGCAGAAGGAGGAGCGCCGGCGGAGAAGCAGGUGUGUCGCUGGAUAGACUGCAGUGCCGCCUAUGAGCAGCAGGAGGAGCUUGUGAGGCACAUAGAGAAAGUCCACAUCGACCAGCGCAAAGGUGAGGACUUCACCUGCUUCUGGGCCGGCUGCAUCCGCCGCUACAAGCCCUUCAACGCCCGCUACAAGCUGCUCAUCCACAUGCGGGUCCACUCUGGAGAGAAACCCAACAAGUGUAUGUUUGAGGGCUGCAACAAAGCCUUUUCCCGCCUGGAGAACCUGAAGAUACACCUGAGGAGCCACACGGGAGAGAAGCCGUACCUGUGUCAGCAUCCCGGCUGCCAGAAAGCGUUCAGCAACUCCAGCGACCGAGCGAAGCAUCAGCGGACUCACCUGGACACGAAACCAUAUGCCUGUCAGAUCUCUGGCUGCACAAAGCGCUACACGGAUCCCAGUUCCCUUCGCAAACACGUCAAGAUCCACUCGGCGAAGGAGCAGCAGGUGCACAGGAAGCUGCGGCCAUGCCCCCACCUGGAGCAGGACGUCCUGAGCAACUGCCUGUCCAUGCAGCAGCUCCAGAGCUCCGCCUCCUCGCAGCCCCCUCCUGCGCUGGCAGCAGACAUCUACGCAGGUCUGUAUGCUGACUCCAACACACCCCAUCACAGUGCCUCAGUAGAGCUCCUCGCCCCCAACCCUGCCUCCAUCACUGACCUGACCCCCCGACAACAUCGACUAGACCAGGACCUUGAAAGUCCUCAUCAUCUGUCCCCACUGACGGCCAUGGAUGGAACGAGGAAUGGAGUUUUAGGCUCCCUCCUGCCUGCCGGGUUAAAGGCAGAUCCUCCUCUGGAGAAACAGCAUUCCCACCUUCAUCACAAACCAUAUCCUCAGUACCAUCAUCAUCAUCAGACAGCAGGUGAAGAAUACCAAGGCAACUUUCAGAGCUGUUUCCACUUUGGAGACUCCUACAGGAUGGAGCAAGCGGUGGAUGGUGUCCACGCCCCCGGAGACUCGCACCUGUACGCUUCCCAUCAGCACAACGGCUUCCACAUGCCGGCCAGCAGCACGGGCUCUGCAGGCUUCGGUUUGGUGCCGGAGCUCCAGGGAGGCGCAGGGUGUCCUCCGUUCCCCUCCACUUCAGAGGACAACCUGUUCUUCCAGGGGGGCAGCUUUGACCGCAGCUUGAGCCACAUGUCGUCCGUCUACACAGAGACAUGAAGCGCCCCUGGAGGUGCUCACACAUCUGCAGAGCUCUGCUCUCACGUCCCUAAAAAUGUCCCCGAUCCAUCCGAGUUCAGCGUGAAACUGCUCUUCAACAAACCGCAGACGACGCACGCCAGCGAGAUCUCUCUGAUUCUGAUUCAAAACCAUCUUUAUUGGCAAAGAUCUCCACAUUUAUGGCAUAUUGAAGGACUUGGUGCUAUAACCAUCACAGCCCUCUGGGAGUCUUCACCUCUAACAUCUAAGAACGUCAAGAAUCUGUUCUCCUGGAGGAACUUCUGGGUUCUCUCCAAUCUACAGCUUUCAAUCUACUUUAGACUGAAGUGUAGUCCAGAAUAUAUCAUGUUGCAGUGAUGUUUAAAUAAUGCAAAAAAAAAGGGGAAAUUUCUGUUUUUGUUGUUUUUCUUUUGAUUUAUCUCUGCAGGGGGAGGGAGGGAGGGGGGUCUGGAUUUUUAAUUCUGCAGGAUUGCUGAUAAAAAAUUGACCUCUCAUCAUUAUUAUUGUUAUUAAAUGUAUAGAUGUACAGUUUGUUUACAGCGAUUCUUUGAAUUUUCUCAACAGAGGAAAUAAACGGUGGGCUGACUGCAGCUGCGUGCUCCUUCUGCCCCCUAGCGGACACAGAAAA
This is a messenger RNA of Oryzias latipes (Japanese medaka), 4016 nucleotides long. Lineage: Eukaryota; Metazoa; Chordata; Actinopteri; Beloniformes; Adrianichthyidae. The record is from RefSeq and is a predicted model, not a curated record.